UUCUAGUUUUUCCGAGCGUCUAGCACUGGAGGCAAGCUCGUCAACAUUGACGGCGAAUGCUCUCUAUAUCGCCUAUGUUGGAUAUUAUCUAUUUUGAACUGCAGGAACAAAGUGUGGGAAAUAAUACAGAAUAAGACGACCAUGGCUCCUGCAAAUAUCCAAGAGUUCUUGACGUUCCUUCCUGGGUCACCUCGUCUAGGUCGGAAUCCGUCGACAAGGUCGACAACAGAAGCUUAUACCGCGCAUAAUAUCUUGAUGACUCCUGAAGAUCAACCAAUUCUCAGCCGACUAGAUCAUACGCUCAUUCCUAGACUGAAAGAGUUUAUCUCUUCGGCGGUCGUUGACUUCGAUAUUGGCGAUGUAUCUUGUCAGCCAAUGCAACAGGGUCUUCAGCUUAUGCAAGCAUGUCGAAUCGAGGGCGAAAACUACAUGAGCCUGUAUGGCGAAUUCACUCUUCACCGUGAGCCUGUUACGGACCUCGUGUGGCCGCAGAAAUGCGGCUGUUUUACUUUCACGCUUGUUGGACAAAACGACGCGGUCGAGGAGCAAGAUAUUCGAGUCUGCUCUGAUGAGGAUACAGUGUACUCGUCGUUACUUUCGAAGGCAGAGGAACUCAGCCAGUCGAUUCGCCUAGACGUCACUAGGAAGCAAGAAGGUGCCGCUGCUAUGGCCAUCAACCUUGCGUUACAGAUGAUUACUUCACGCGUAGAGUACGGCUUUUUUUCUUGCGGGUUCAUCGCAAUUGCCGCCCAGCUCGUCCGGUCUACCGAUGUGUCUCGCCUGGGAUAUAUCCUACUACUGUCACCUGCGUUCAGACUGUCCAUAGUCGUUGCAAUGACAUUCUCCAAAUUGCUUCCUGGUCGCCACAUCGCAAAUCCUCCUCCUGACCUCUUACGGCCUUGGCUAUUGGAAGGAAUACAAUAUGCAGAGGAAGGCCAGGAAGGUGACGAAGAAGAUAGCCAUGGCCGGGAUGAAGCAGAUCCAAGCGAUCUCCUAGCCGUUUCUUUACAAGUCGCAACUAAUGCGAUGGUAUUGCAACAUCCAUGGUUGCGGUCCAGCGACAUACAUCAUUCAUUUAGGGACCCUCAGAACAUUCCAACAGCCAGCCACAAGAACUCCGGCCUCAUGAUGGAAGACCCUCUGCUGUCUUUGCUGCAACAACAAUCACUGGUGCAACUCUGUCGCCGUUCUCCUCACGUUCCGUCGACAAACCUCAAGGUGGUAACACUCGUAAGCCAGAUUCGGGUCAGUCGUUGGAGCACCGUGUGGAAAUGCUGCACUGAAAGCCGCGAGGAGCCAUUUAUCAUCAAGCUUGUGUCGGAAACGCACUCGGACAUGAUCUGGAAGGAAUUCUACAUGUACGAAGUGGUCCUGAAGGAAUGUCCUCUUCUUCCCAGGUUUUAUGGGAUGUUCCAGAGACCUGUCGGCGGUUGGUUUGCUUUCUACCUCGAAGACGUUGGGGAUAAUCUGGAGACAAUGUACGGCCUAGGGUGGUCCGGGGUGAAGAGGUCUAUGCCCAAGAUGCAAUGGCAGGAAUUACUAGAGUCGGUGAAGCAAUUACAUUCAUUGGGUGUCUUGCAUGGUGAUCUUGAGCCACGAAACGUAGCUCAAACGGCGGAGGGAUUCAAAUUCUUUGACUUUGGACACUCGGAGUUGCAUCAUUGCCAGCCUAAGGAGUGCGACGAGUUACAAAAUCUAUUGAGCGUAUAGAGUAGUGGUGCAUAUCUGUUAUCGUUAUUUGAUUAUCGGUUUAUUUGCUGCACUCGUUUUCCUCUCGGACGAUCUGAUACACCGUACAAUCUAUGCCGCUGUAGGCAAAUUCUUCUUUCC
This is a messenger RNA of Desarmillaria tabescens, 1830 nucleotides long. RefSeq lists its product as uncharacterized. Lineage: Eukaryota; Fungi; Basidiomycota; Agaricomycetes; Agaricales; Physalacriaceae. Gene Ontology annotation, biological process: protein phosphorylation. Gene Ontology annotation, molecular function: ATP binding; protein kinase activity. Bases 142 to 1710 code for a protein of 522 amino acids. The transcript is spliced from 6 exons. The record is from RefSeq and is a predicted model, not a curated record.